Messenger RNA from Sipha flava (yellow sugarcane aphid), 2221 nucleotides. Its product is annotated as synergin gamma-like. The record is from RefSeq and is a predicted model, not a curated record. Gene Ontology annotation, cellular component: clathrin coat of trans-Golgi network vesicle. Gene Ontology annotation, molecular function: protein binding. The transcript is spliced from 8 exons. The coding region runs from base 337 to 1971 and encodes 544 amino acids. Lineage: Eukaryota; Metazoa; Arthropoda; Insecta; Hemiptera; Aphididae.
UCAUAAAAAGGUUAUAUUGGUACUCAGUUCAUAUGCAGCCGUUGUGUUUGUUAUAUUAUCUAAAACAUUUUUGUUAUCAAUUAUUAUCACAUAGGUGUUGAAUUUAUUGAGUUUCACAGGUUUAUUUAGUUUAUCACGGCCAUGUAGCUUUCACUACAGAAUAUUGAUCCAAACAAAUUAGUUGGUAAACAGGUAAAUACAAUUUAAAAAAAUGUAUUUAAUUCAAAACUGUGAAAUUAUGAAAAACUAAAUUUGUAAUUAUUGAACAUAACAUAAUUAUUAACAUUAUUAAGAAAUUUGUCAAAUGUAGUGUGUUUACAAAUUGAUAAGUACUGAAUGGAUACAUUUGAAAAAAACUUUACUUCUUCAAGUAAAACCAUAACUAAUGAUAAAAGAAUUGAUGCAGAUUCUAUGAUUAAAAAUAUAAUAUCUCAACAAGAUACAUUUGUUAUUAACAAAGAUCAUCAAUUAUAUUCGAAUUUGCCAAAAUGGAUGAUACCAAAGUCUGGUUUUGUACACCCAUUAUAUGAGCAGAUAUGGCAGUAUGUAAAAUCUGAUAAACGAGAUAGAACAUGUGAUACUAAUUUAGUUUCGCAAUUAUUGAUGACUAGUGGUCUACCUGUUGAUAUUCUUGGUAGAUUAUGGUCAAUGGCCAACAUUGGUAUUGAAGGAUCAUUAUCACAACAAGAACUUUAUGUAAUUUUGGCUUUGAUCACACUGGUUCAGAAUGGAUAUUCAGUAUCUAAUAUAUCAUUGUUGCAACAUAUUCAUAAACCAAUAAUUCCACAAUUAAAUUAUACCUUAGUAGAGAAAAAACAUUAUUCAACAACUGUAAAACCUAUUGUUGAACACAAACCACAAGUAAACAAUAAAUUAAAUAAGGUACAAAAAAUAAGUAAUGAACAACAUGUAUAUACUAAAUGCUUUCAAGAAUCAAAUAUUAAAGUUUUUCCCACUGAAGAUUAUGACCCUUUGGCAGUAACAUUUAUAAAACCAAAAAGCCAAAUGUCUAAAAUCAUACCACCAUUAACUGCUAACCAAGAACCAAAAUCUUUAGAUUUAGCACUAGUUGAUGACAGUUUUGAAACAAUUGAUGAUGAGUUUUCAGAUUUCCAGUGUGCUCAAUUUACAAACAUUGAUAGUAAGAAUAAUCAUGAUUUUACUGAUUUUCAAUCAGCUUUUGGCACAUUAUCUUUUAAAGAAAGCUCUAAGAGUAUUGAACAAGAUUCUGAAUUGUUAAAUGUACCAUCAACAAACAUUGUAUCAAAUACUUUAGGAAACCAACAACAUUUGAUUAAUUACAAUGAUAAUAUUCAUGAUAAGUAUGAAGUAUUUCGGACUUUGGCAGCAGAAAAUGAUGAUGACGAUAAACAUAUAUUACAUGAAAAUUAUGAUGAUAUGAAAGUAAAACCAAUUAAAAAAAUUGAGAAUAAUGUUCAGAAUUAUGAAAUGUAUGAUGACGAAUUUGGUGAUUUCUUAUGUGUUGAAGAAGUUUCAAAUAAUAAGUCAGAAAUUGAAGUAGAUUGGAAAAAUGUACAAAUACAAUGCAUAAAUAAAUGUUUGGAAUUCCUGCAACAAGGGUUUUCUACAUUUUCAUGUAUACAAAAUGAAAAAAUACUGAUGGAAAUUAUAAAUCAUGAUAAAGGAGUUAAAUACUUAAAACAAUUAAAUUUGAUCAGCCAAGUCUGCAAAAGAAUACUUCAAAACUGUAAUUGUCCAUCAUUAGAAGAUAAUUUUACUAAUAUUUUGUCAAAAUUGGAAACAUAUUUCAAUUAUUUUAUUGAUGAAUCUAUUAACAUUUCAGAGGUUUUGAACUUAACCAAGGAAAUCAUACCAUGUUACUUAUGCAAGUGUGAUUGUAGUACAGAUUCUAUUGAAUACAUGUUGAACUAUUAUCAUUCAUCCUGUAUAAAUUUUUUGGUUAAUUUUGUUCAAACAUCUCAACUUUCAGUUUCUACAAGUAUAAAAUAAGUGCAAUUAUAUUUUAAGAAUGAAAUAAAGAAAAUUUAUGAAUGAAGUCGACAAAGAAAUUUCAUGAAAACUGAAUUGUUCAAAUAGUACAAGAUGGAUCACAAAAUGUUAUUAAGAAUUAUUAUUGACAUAGGGGCAGUUAAAUAUUUGCCUAUCAAAUAAUAAAAAUUCUCAAGGAACUUAGUUUACUUAAUGUUGUGUACCAUGUAUUUAUACAUUUUAUGAAAACUAUACAUAUAAAUCUAACCAA